GCGGCGGAGCGCAGCGGCCUCGGCCCGGCUCGGCUCGCGCCCUGCCGCAGUCCCUCGGCCGCUAGUCGGAGCGAGCGCCAGGGCGGAGACCCCCGGCCGGCCCGCGGCGGCACUUGCUGUACCGCCGGUGGCCCCCGCGGUCGCAGCCCAGCAGCUCCGACUCGCCAGCCGCAGCCUGGGCUGCGCAGCGCGGGAGGGCGUCGCGGUGUCAGGGGACUGAGUCGGAACUUGCAGGGGCCCGCGGCUCUGCUGGCCUGGAGAGUGUGAACAGGAUUGUGGUCUCUUCCAACAUUUACAGUGAUAUGGUGAACCCAAAGACUGGAACCCAAAAGAUUUGCUCAGCUCUUUAGUUGAACAAAAGUCAGUUGUCCAGCAACACCCAUCAUGGCUAAAAGUGCAGAGGUCAAACUGGCACUAUUUGGCAGAGCAGGAGUGGGCAAGUCAGCUCUUGUAGUGAGAUUUCUGACCAAACGCUUCAUCUGGGAAUACGACCCCACCCUCGAAUCAACCUACCGACACCAAGCAACCAUCGAUGAUGAAGUGGUUUCCAUGGAGAUCCUAGAUACUGCUGGUCAGGAAGAUGUCGUUCAGAGGGAAGGACACAUGAGAUGGGGGGAAGGCUUUGUGCUGGUCUAUGACAUUACUGACCGAGGAAGCUUUGAAGAAGUACUGCCACUCAAAAACAUCCUCGAUGAGGUCAAAAAGCCCAAGAAUGUGACUCUCAUCUUGGUUGGUAACAAAGCUGACUUGGACCACUCUAGACAGGUCAGUACAGAAGAAGGGGAGAAGCUGGCCACGGAAUUGGCAUGUGCUUUCUAUGAGUGCUCUGCAUGCACCGGAGAAGGGAAUAUAACCGAGAUAUUCUACGAGUUGUGUCGGGAGGUGCGUCGCCGGAGGAUGGUGCAAGGCAAGACGAGGAGACGCAGCUCCACCACGCACGUCAAGCAAGCCAUCAACAAGAUGCUCACCAAAAUUAGUAGUUAGGCUGCUGUGUGCUUGCCCCAGCCCUGCUUAGGUGGGCCAGGUCAGUGGAAACCCUCUGUUGCCCUUUUCUUUCCUUUUCUUUCC
Oryctolagus cuniculus (rabbit) is the source of this 1068-nucleotide messenger RNA. It is a transcript of the gene RERG, whose product is annotated as RAS like estrogen regulated growth inhibitor. NCBI's taxonomy places the organism in Eukaryota, Metazoa, Chordata, Mammalia, Lagomorpha, Leporidae. Gene Ontology annotation, molecular function: GTPase activity; GTP binding. The record is from RefSeq and is a predicted model, not a curated record.